Molecule: messenger RNA, 414 nt
Organism: Moneuplotes crassus
Lineage: Eukaryota; Ciliophora; Spirotrichea; Euplotida; Euplotidae
Source: the annotation of a GenBank genome assembly
UUAUUGGAGUGUUAAUGGAAGACAAUAUACUUAACUUUUUCAAUGAACUGGCUACUUUCAGAAAAGAUGUAGUCCGCAACCCUUAUGAGAUACAACAAGAAAUUCCUAAGCCAAAGCCGAGAAGGAACAAAAAGAAGGGUAAAAAUGACGAAAAAUCCGGUGGAAAAGCUGAUGGAAAGCCUCGACUUGAGAUAAAAGACACUAAGGAGUCAUACAUUGACCUUCUCCAAAAGUUGUCUAAAGCAGGAGAGAAUGCCAAAGCAUACUCCAAGCCCAAGGAUAGGCCAGAUACUAAAGGAGAGAAGAAGCAGAAGAUCUCUCAGUUUAAGCAGAACAAGAGCAAGCGUAAUAAAAUUAAGAAGUGGAAAGCCAAGGAACAGAGCAAGAAAGAAGACAGCAAGAACGAAAAUUAAU